AUGUGCUCCCUAACUCACCUCUUCUCCUCCUUCUUUCCUUCCAGCCUGACCGGGAAAGAAGCCCUGACCCACUUCCCAUCGCUGGGGGCCCCGGGGGGCUCUGGCCCGGGCAAGGGGCAUGUGAAGCAGUGCGAGCUGCUCCAGCUGUCCCGCAAGCAGAAGCGGCUGUGCCGGAGGGAGCCGGGGCUGGCGGAGACGCUGCGGGACGCGAUCCGCCUGGGGAUCCUCGAGUGCCAGUUCCAGUUCCGCAGCGAGCGCUGGAACUGCAGCCUGGAGGGCCGGCCCAGCCUGCUCAAGAGAGGUUUUAAGGAAACAGCCUUCCUGUACGCCGUGUCCUCGGCCGCCCUGACGCACUCGCUGGCGCGGGCGUGCAGCGCGGGGCGCAUGGAGCGCUGCACCUGCGACGACUCCCCGGGCCUGGAGAACCGCAAGGCCUGGCAGUGGGGCGUCUGCGGAGACAACCUCAAGUACAGCACCAAGUUCCUGAAAAAGUUCCUGGGGCAGAAGAGGAUCGGCAAAGACCUGAGGGCCAAGGUGGACAUCCACAACACCAACGUGGGCAUCAAGGCAGUGAAGAACGGCCUCAAAACCACCUGCAAGUGCCACGGCGUGUCCGGCUCCUGUGCGGUGCGGACGUGCUGGAAGCAGCUGUCGCCUUUCCACGAGAUCGGGCGGCUCCUGAAGCUGCGCUACGACGACGCCGUCAAGGUCUUCAGCACCAGCAACGAUGCUGUGGGACACUCGGAGCUGGUGGGGCCGCACAGACACGGCCACUCGGCCAAGCAGCCCGCCCUGCCCCGCCCCACGGACCUGGUGUACGUGGAGGACUCGCCCAGCUUCUGCCGGCCCAGCAAAUACUCCCUGGGCACCGCAGGCAGGACCUGCUCCCGCGAGGGCAACUGCGACAGCAUGUGCUGCGGCCGGGGCUACAACACCCAGAGCCGCCUGGUCACCUUCUCGUGCCACUGCCAGGUGCAGUGGUGCUGCUACGUGGAGUGCCAGCAGUGCAUGCAGGAGGAGGUGGUCUACAGCUGCAAGCAGUAG
Messenger RNA from Vidua chalybeata, 1044 nucleotides. RefSeq names its product Wnt family member 9B (gene WNT9B). The transcript is spliced from 3 exons. Bases 1 to 1044 code for a protein of 347 amino acids. Lineage: Eukaryota; Metazoa; Chordata; Aves; Passeriformes; Viduidae. The record is from RefSeq and is a predicted model, not a curated record. Gene Ontology annotation, biological process: neuron differentiation; cell fate commitment; multicellular organism development. Gene Ontology annotation, cellular component: extracellular region. Gene Ontology annotation, molecular function: frizzled binding; cytokine activity.